This is a messenger RNA of Larimichthys crocea (large yellow croaker), 2992 nucleotides long. It is a transcript of the gene capn3b, whose product is annotated as calpain 3b. Bases 236 to 2551 code for a protein of 771 amino acids. The record is from RefSeq and is a predicted model, not a curated record. Gene Ontology annotation, cellular component: calpain complex; cytoplasm. Lineage: Eukaryota; Metazoa; Chordata; Actinopteri; Sciaenidae. The transcript is spliced from 23 exons. Gene Ontology annotation, molecular function: calcium ion binding; calcium-dependent cysteine-type endopeptidase activity. Gene Ontology annotation, biological process: negative regulation of apoptotic process; proteolysis.
UAAGUAAGAGCACGCUGGUGUGAGAGACACAGUUGGUGACUGCCCACCAGCAGUGACUGUAUUUCCAGCAAAUAAAGGAACUUAAAGUAUCGCAGUCAGGGAGGACACAGGAAGUUUUUUUGGGGCUAUUUUGCAAGUUUGAGCUCUGAUUCUGCAAGUAAGGAGUUUUUUUUGUUGCAUUUUAUCAACUGACUUUGAAAUAGGAACACCAGAGGCUGAGGCAUUCAUUGAUAACAUGGAGGACGGGGAAUAUAAAGGUAAAGAGCCUCUUGUUGAAGAUACAAAGGUGAAGAUACUUUUUGAAACUGAAGCAUCAUCUGGGCCCGAUGAGAAAGCCGAUUACCCCAAUUUAGGGAGUAACUCGAUCUACUCUGCGAUUCUAAGCAGAAAUGAGGCUGUUAAGGAUGCCAGGCGUCUUAAGACUUUUUUGGAACUGCGAGACAAAUACGUGAAGAAGAAUGUGGUGUUUGAAGACCCUCUGUUUCCUGCAAAUGACUCCUCGCUCUUCUACAGUCACAAACCUUCCAUGAAGUUUGAGUGGAAGCGUCCCUCGGAAAUUUGUGAAAAUCCCCAAUUCAUCAUCGAUGGAGCCAACAGGACAGACAUCUGUCAAGGAGAAUUGGGUGACUGCUGGUUGCUGGCUGCCAUCGCCUGUCUGACAGUGAACGAGAAGCUGCUGUACAGAGUGGUUCCCUCGGAUCAGAGCUUCACUGAGAACUACGCCGGCAUCUUCCACUUCCAGUUCUGGCGUUAUGGGGAAUGGAUCGAUGUCAUUGUGGACGACCGCCUCCCCACCUUCAACAACCAGCUGGUUUUCACCAAAUCUUUCAGAAAGAACGAGUUCUGGAGCGCACUUUUCGAAAAAGCUUAUGCAAAGUUGCACGGGUCUUAUGAGGCACUGAAAGGGGGUAACACUUUGGAAGCCAUGGAGGAUUUCACAGGAGGAGUAACUGAGUUCUUCGAGUUGUCUGAGGCGCCGAAAGAUCUCUACAGCAUCAUGAGGAAGGCGCUGGAGAGAGGCUCGCUCAUGGGAUGCUCCAUAGAUGUUACUUCAGCCCAUGAAAUGGAGACUCGGACUAAUCAGGGGCUGGUUAGGGGUCAUGCUUACUCCAUCAUAGGCCUGGCAGAGUGUGACGAGGUCGCAAAGAACACCAAAGUUCGCCUGAUUCGCUUGCGUAAUCCCUGGGGUCGGGUGCUGUGGAAGGGACCAUGGAGUGCAAAUUCAAAGGAAUGGUCGACCGUGUCCAUCGCAGACAGGGAAAGCUUAAAAAAACAGACUGUAGAGGAGAGUGAGUUCUGGAUGUCUUUUAAUGAUUUCAUGAGGAACUUCACAAAAUUGGAGAUGUGUAACCUAACCCCUGACACACUGGAGUGCGAAGAAAGAAACAGCUGGACGGUAUCGGUGAAUGAGGGUCGCUGGGUGAGAGGCAGCUCUGCUGGCGGCUGCAGGAACUUCCCAGAAACAUUCUGGACCAACCCUCAGUACCGGCUACAGCUGUAUGAGGAGGAUGAUGACCCAGAGAACGGGGAGGUUGUCUGCACUGUAGUCGUGGCUCUGAUGCAGAAAGGUCGACGGAUGCAGCGUCAUCAAGGGGCCAGAUUCCUCACCAUCGGAUUUUCCAUCUACGAGGUGCCGAAGGAGAUGCGUGGACAGAAUCAACAUCUGCAGAAGGAUUUCUUCCUGUACACAGCCUCCAAAGCGAAAUGCAAGACCUACAUUAACCUGCGGGAGGUAACAGAGCGAUUCCGUCUGCCUCCGGGAGAGUACGUCAUCAUUCCCACGACCUUUGAACCCCAUCAGGAGGGGGAGUUCACUCUCAGGGUCUUCUCUGAGAAGCAGAACACGUCUGAGGAAGCAGAGGACACAAUCGGCUCCGACCAAAUGCAGCAAGACAAGAAAAAGAAAGAUAAGCCUAUUGUAUUUGUGUCAGACAGAGCACGAGCCAACAAAGAAAUCGAGCAUGAUGGCAUUCGGGGGGAAAAGAAGAAGAAACCAAAGAGAAAACUACUCGAACCUGAGGAGGAGACUGAGGAGGAAAAACAGUUCAGAGCCAUUUUCAAACAGAUUUCUGGUGACGACAUGCAGAUCUGUGCCAAUGAACUCAAGACGAUCAUGAAGAAUGUACUCUCCAAACAUAAUGAAAUAAAGUCAGAGGGUUUCAGCCUUGAGACGUGCCGGAGUAUGAUCGCCUUGAUGGAUACCGACGGAACAGGAAAGCUGAACCUACAGGAGUUCAAACACUUGUGGAAAAAGAUCAAGGCGUGGCAGGUGAUCUUCAAACAAUACGAUAAGAACAAAUCCUGCUCCAUCAGUAGCUUUGAGAUGAGGAACGCUGUUAAUGAUGCAGGAUUUCACCUCAACAACCAGUUAUAUAACAUCAUAGCGAUGCGCUACGCAGACGAAAACCUCAACAUCGACUUUGACAGUUACAUCUGCUGUUUUGUGAGGCUAGAGGGCAUGUUCAGAGCUUUCAAUGCGUUUGACAAAGACGGAGAUGGAAUAAUCAAGCUCAAUGUCCUGGAGUGGCUUCAGCUGACCAUGUACUCUUAAGUCGCCUUCUUGAUCAUGGAUGUAGCUGCGGACAGUUGGUGUUCACAUUCAUGACUCAACUCCUGGAUAAUAUUUUUGCACAGAUUUUGUUGACUCCGGCGUAAUCUUGAAAGUCUUGAAGUCAAAUUCAGAGAUUUGAUUAUUUCUCCAGUUUUAUGUGAUAUUUAGAUUUCUGUCAUCACUCAAGCUUCGAUGGUUUAGAUUUAAUAUCAGCUUUGUUUUAGCUUAUUUUUAAGUGACUGACAUCUCAUCAGUAAUAAAGCUGAUUCCUGAAGCACCAACAGUUUUGUAGAGUGAUGGACAGUGAAGCAAGAUGGUGUACUGACAUGAAGAGAUGUUCUUAGAAAUGUAGAGUUGCCAAAGUUCCUGUGUUGUAAACGAUAUGUGGUAACUGACGCAACACUCACGCUGUUAAAAAAAAUAAAUGUUUGAAUAUGAAAA